AUGGAUUUAGAUGCUCUCACGCUUAAAGAUAGUGAACAAGAUGAGUUAGACGAAGAUACAAUUUUAAAUCAUUUACACAAAGCUGGAUACAAAAAGAAUCUCGAUGUUUGGGUUCCUCACGAAUUGAGUGUUAAGAACAUGAUGGACCGAAUUAACAUUUGCGAUACGCUACUGAAACGGAAUAAAAUUGAGCUAUUUCUGAAGAGAAUGAUAACUGAUGAUGAAAAAUGGAUCACGUACAACAAUCGAACUCGCAAAAGAUCGUGGAUAAAGAAAAGAAAGAAGGCACAAGCAAUCGCAAAACUUGAAUUGACGACGAAGAAGAUGUGUGUGGAAUAUACAUACAAUAAAUGUUGGGAAAGCAGCAGCAUCGGAAAUGGCAAAAUUAAAAUCAACGUUAACAACAAAAGUAACGGCAACGGCAACGGUAACAGAAACAUUAGCAGCAAUGGUAAUGGCAAGAACAAUGGGGACAGCAACGUUAACGGCAACAGCAAAGUUGACGGCAAGGAAACGUUGACGACAAUAGCAGCGGAAAUAGAAACAGAAAUAUUAACGAUAACGAUAACAGCAACGACAAAGGAGACAGCCACGUUAACGAAAUGCAAUAGUAACGAUAACGGUAACGACAACAGCAACGAAAACGACAACGGCAACAAUAACUGUAACAGCAACAGUACCAGCAACGGUAAUGGCAAUAGUGAUAGUAAAGUUAACGGGAAUGUUAACGGCACGUUAACCGCAGCAUUAAAAGCAAUGUUGACGGCACUUUAA
This is a messenger RNA of Acromyrmex echinatior (Panamanian leafcutter ant), 774 nucleotides long. Its product is annotated as GATA zinc finger domain-containing protein 16-like. Lineage: Eukaryota; Metazoa; Arthropoda; Insecta; Hymenoptera; Formicidae. The record is from RefSeq and is a predicted model, not a curated record.